Molecule: messenger RNA, 243 nt
Organism: Cetraspora pellucida
Lineage: Eukaryota; Fungi; Glomeromycota; Glomeromycetes; Diversisporales; Gigasporaceae
Source: the annotation of a GenBank genome assembly
AUGAAUCAAGAAUAUCUGAUCCUAACUGAAAAAAAUCAAGAAGAAUUAAAGAAGGAUGCAAAAAUUCAUGAACUUUGGAUAAAAAAUAUUUAUGAUCAUGGUAAACAUGCAAAAUUUAAGAUUAAAGAAAUUUAUCACUUCAUUAUUGUGGAAGCUAGUACUGUGGGAUGUGUGCUUACCAGAGAAUUGAUUCAUGGUAUUCCAAAUGUUAAUAUUCUAGUAUUGGAAGCUAGAGAACCUGAU